CCGCGUGCCGCAACCCGCGCCGCCUUUCGCCGCCGCGCGCCGCCGUCGCCCCGCGCCGCCGUCGCUGCCGCCGCGCUCGCUGGCUGGCCCGGUGCGGGCGCCGGGCUCCCGCCGAAGAAGACCACCAGCGCCGCCACCACCACUUCGGCCCGGGUCCUGGCACAGCCCCGGGCCCCGGCCCGAGCCCCGCGCCGGGACCGGCGAUGAAGUGUCACUACGAGGCACUGGGGGUGCGGCGCGACGCCAGUGAGGAGGAGCUCAAGAAGGCCUAUCGGAAGCUGGCCCUGAAAUGGCACCCGGAUAAAAAUCUGGAUAAUGCCGCAGAAGCAGCUGAACAAUUUAAACUAAUCCAGGCAGCGUAUGACGUGUUGAGUGACCCUCAGGAGAGAGCAUGGUAUGAUAAUCAUAGAGAGGCUCUGCUUAAAGGUGGGCUUGAUGGAGAAUAUCAAGAUGACAGCUUAGAUUUGCUUCACUACUUCACUGUGACCUGUUACUCUGGUUAUGGAGAUGAUGAAAAGGGCUUUUAUGCAGUGUAUCGCAAUGUUUUUGAAAUGAUUGCAAAGGAAGAACUAGAAUCUGCUCUAGAAGAGGAUGUUGAGGAUUUCCCAACUUUUGGAGACUCCCAGAGUGACUAUGAUACGGUAGUCCAUCCUUUCUAUGCUUACUGGCAGAGUUUCUGCACGCAGAAGAACUUUGCUUGGAAAGAAGAAUAUGAUACCCGACAAGCUUCAAACCGCUGGGAGAAACGAGCCAUGGAGAAAGAGAACAAAAAGAUUCGAGACAAAGCGAGGAAAGAGAAGAAUGAGCUUGUCCGUCAGCUGGUAGCUUUCAUCCGCAAAAGAGAUAGAAGAGUGCAGGCCCAUCGGAAACUGGUGGAAGAACAGAACGCAGAGAAGGCGAGGAAGGCCGAGGCCAUGAGGCGGCAGCAGAAGCUCAAGCAGGCCAAACUGGCAGAGCAAUACAAAGAGCAGAGCUGGAUGACGGUGGCCGAUUUGGAGAAGGAACUCAGGGAGAUGGAGGCGCAGUAUGAAAAGGAGUUUGGAGAUGGAUCAGGUGAAGAUGAAACGGAAGAACGGGAGCUCAGAGAUGGACAGGACGGUAAAGAUAGCGAUGAGGCUGAGGACGCAGAACUUUAUGAUGGCCUUUACUGUCCAGCGUGCGAUAAGUCUUUCAAGGCGGAAAAGGCCAUGAGGAAUCAUGAAAAAUCAAAGAAGCAUCGAGAAAUGGUUGCCUUGUUAAAACAACAGUUGGAGGAGGAGGAAGCAAAUUUUUCAGGACCUCAAACCGAUGAAAAUAGUCUGAAUGCCAAUUCUGAGGAAGAAAUGGAGGAUGCACCAAAGCAAAAGCUUUCUAAAAAACAAAAGAAGAAGAAACAGAAACCAGCACAGAAUUAUGAUGACAAUUUCAAUGAAAAUGGAACUGGAGAAGGAGUAAAGGUUGACCUGGAAGAUAACCUAAAUCAAGACUGUGCCAAAGAAUUGGAAGACGGUCCCCAAGAAAAUGUUGGUGUCACAGAGACUGUUGAACUGUGCGAUGACCCCAAAAGCGAAGCUAAAAGUGUUCCUAAACCCAAAGGAAAGAAAGCCAAAGAUACAAAAAAAUCUGUCAGAGUACCUGCUGAACCACAGGCAAUGAAUGAUGUGCUUAUCAGCUGUACAACCUGCCAUAGUGAAUUUCCAUCCCGGAAUAAACUUUUUGACCAUCUAAAGACCACAGGUCAUGCAAGAGCACCUUCAUCAUCAUCUUUAAACAGUGUAACAAAUAAUCGAAGCAAGAAAGAGAAACGUAAAAACAGAUAGAAAUUCUGCCAAUGCUCUUUCUUUUUGAUUGUCUCUAGAUUUUGAAACCAAAAACUGAACUGAAAUCACCUAAAGAGUUAAAAUUUCCGUGAUCUGCAAUUUAUUGCAUUGUGGAAGAUUAUUUUUAUCUUGUAAACAUUUUUUGUUUAAUAUAUAUUUUUUAAACAUUUCAUUAGUGAUUGAAUUCUACUUUUGCCAUCUGAGUUGACUUGAAUGUCUGAGAACAGGUAAAUAUUGUAAAGUAUGCAUUCUUGACUUCUGUUGGCUCAUGUGGACAGAAAUGUACAGGGAGAAUUAAAUUAUUUUAACACAUACAAA
Molecule: messenger RNA, 2117 nt
Organism: Phacochoerus africanus (Common warthog)
Lineage: Eukaryota; Metazoa; Chordata; Mammalia; Artiodactyla; Suidae
Gene: DNAJC21
Product: DnaJ heat shock protein family (Hsp40) member C21
Exons: 12
Coding region: 204-1799 (531 amino acids)
Cellular component (GO): cytoplasm
Molecular function (GO): nucleic acid binding; zinc ion binding
Source: RefSeq, a predicted model, not a curated record